AUGGUGGGAGUCGGUGGAACAGAGGACCUUGAAUUCAAGUGGGGCGAACCAUUGCCUUAUCUUGGAAAACUUAUAAAAAUAUGGGAGACUGCUGAUAAAUCGAAGAAAGUGAAGGUUUUAUGGUUUUUCCAACCUUCGGAUAUCUCAAAUUAUCUUGUAGAUGAAUUGGCACAUCCAAAGGAGAUAUUUUUAGCGUCUGGUGAAGGAGCAGGCCUUGCCAACAUCAAUCCAUUGGAAGCAAUUGGUGGAAGGUGCAAUGUAGUUUGCAUUUCAAAGGAUAGCAGAAAUCCUCAACCUUCUGACAGAGAUCUCAAAAUGGCUGACUUUGUGUUUUACCGUACUUUUGAUGUUGGAUUGUUAACUAUCAUGGAUAAUAUAGAUGAAAAAAUUGCUGGAACUGAAGGUAUUUAUUUUCUUUUAAAUUUAUUUUUAACCAACAGUUUUCUGAAGCCUUCUUCUGUCCAUAACUUUAGCGUGGAUGAUAAAAAUGCUAGUGAAAAGGCUAUGGAAAUAAAUGGAAGAAUGGUUUUGUCUAAGCUAAACUCAUCUGAGAACCAAAUUCCUGAAGAUGAUAGACAAGAGGAACAGAAACCUGCGGUUGCAGAGAAGCUUGCUCCCAAUGAUAGACAAGAGAAUGGCUUUAAAUACAAAUCUGCUUCAAGUUUUGAAGUUGAAGAGAAUUCAGAUGUAAAAGUUCCAUCAAUUAAACAUAAUAUCUCCCAGAGAGAGAAGCUUGUUUGUGUAGUUACAGAGUCAUGUGAAUUGGCCAAAGCAAAUGACAAAGGAAAAAGUUCUGGUGAUAAGACAGGUUUUAGCCGUAUCAUUAAAGAAAAUGCAGACUCAAAAGUGUCAUCAGUUAAACAGCAAAACCUUCCGUUGAAAAGAAUGUUGUUAUGCUUUCAUAAAAUUAGUCUACAAUUUAAGCUGAUCUUUAAACCGCCUCAUACAUUGUUUCCGCCUUGGAAAGAAAGAAUGCCGGAUGCACAUGAGCAUGGAAAACUUGUUCUGUUUCAAAAUAUGGAUCCAACUUACUCUUCAGCGGAUGUGGAGGAUAUAGUUUGGACUGCCUUCAAGAAAACAUGCAGAGCAAAGGUGGUGCAGCAGACUGCAUAUUCUAGCCCUCAUUCUGGUCAAGCUUUUGCUAUAUUCAAUACAAGGGAAGUAGCGGAGGGGGUUGUUACAGAAUUGGAUAAGGGAUGCUUGUUGCUACCGAAUCAGAGGCCACUUGUUGCCAGCAUCCCAAGUCCCUGCCUCUCAAAGAGAGUGUUUGCAGGUCAUCUCAUUGUUGAUAAACUCAAAUCCCUACGGGAGAUGAAAGAAGCAGUAUCUACUUCACAUUGUUCCCAGCCCAACACACUUGAAUAUGAUAUGGCCAUGGAAUGGUGCUUAAUGACAGAAACAUCCAAUCAGCUAUGGAAAAAAUUAUACGAGCAACAAUGGAAAGAUAUAAAAGAGUGAAGGCCUACUUUAAGACCAAAUGAGCACUGAUGAUUGGUUCCCCUAAUUUGGUA
Molecule: messenger RNA, 1511 nt
Organism: Hibiscus syriacus
Lineage: Eukaryota; Viridiplantae; Streptophyta; Magnoliopsida; Malvales; Malvaceae
Product: protein ANTI-SILENCING 1-like
Molecular function (GO): chromatin binding; RNA binding
Source: RefSeq, a predicted model, not a curated record